Molecule: messenger RNA, 606 nt
Organism: Cyclocybe aegerita
Lineage: Eukaryota; Fungi; Basidiomycota; Agaricomycetes; Agaricales; Hemipholiotaceae
Source: the annotation of a GenBank genome assembly
AUGUGGAACAUCCUCACCGAUCUCGUCAACGCAUGGAAUAAAUCGGCCUUGGCCAUGGAGAAUGCUGCUCAACAGAUAGCGAAGGAGGACCGACGCUGGGAAAUGGUGCCACCGGCCAUGUAUGACGGAGACGCACGGCGAGCCCGAGCAUUUUUACAAGAAUGCGAAGGCUAUUUCCUUAUGGAAGAGAUCGAGGACCUCAAAACGAAGAUCUACUUUGUCUUGUCAAGGGUCAAGGAAGGCGCAAACAAAAAGGUCACAAGAUGGGCUGAUAGUACCCGAUCCCGUAUCCUCGAAAGGGCAGCCAAGAACCCCCCAGAGGAAUCUUUUUCAAGCUGGGACGAAUUCAAGGCAGAUUUCGAAAGGUACUUCGAGUUCGACAUGGCACAGGAAGAAGCCAGGAGGAUGGUUAUGACCUUGGAACAGGGAAACAUGACGUACGAAGAAUAUUACUGGGAAUUCGCUUCCUCUGCUGGCAUUACAGGGUUCAAUGAUGUUGCACUGCAACAUUAUUGGAAGCGCGGACUCAACAAAGGACUCAGAGCUCGACCGAUGCCCGAUUUUGUAUUCCUGCAAGAUAACACAGAUGGUACGAUCCGAAGAUGA